AUGUUGAAAGCUAAAUACAACAAAAAGGUUUACAAUCAAGAUCUUUAUAAAGUUAUUUAUAAGUAUAAUUGUGAUAACUCUCAAUUAGGUAAUGAUGUAUCCUGGCUAUUUGUACAUCUUGAAAAGGCUAAGGAAAAAGAUUUUCGUUGG
Molecule: messenger RNA, 150 nt
Organism: Funneliformis geosporum
Lineage: Eukaryota; Fungi; Glomeromycota; Glomeromycetes; Glomerales; Glomeraceae
Source: the annotation of a GenBank genome assembly